Molecule: messenger RNA, 1251 nt
Organism: Cuscuta campestris
Lineage: Eukaryota; Viridiplantae; Streptophyta; Magnoliopsida; Solanales; Convolvulaceae
Source: the annotation of a GenBank genome assembly
CCGUGGUUAAGGCAAAAACCAUGGGUUCUUGACUAACCACCCACCCAGCGAUGGGAAGAUCUUCCCAUCGAUGGGUAAGCGGCCCCUCAGCCAAACCAGUUUCCAGAACCAUGCCAAACAGCGAUGGGGAGUUCUACCCAUCGCUGUUAAAGCCUUGGUGCAAUAUUAACACAAGGCAGAACGACCUUGCCCAGCGAUGGGAAACCUAUCCCAUCGAUGGGAACCCAGCGAUGGUUCGCUCGACUCUUAUCGGCUUGGACCUACUUGGCUACAUAGAUGGUACCAUGGUUGCUCCGCCCAUGGCUAUUUCCGGUUCCCCCAACCCGUGCUACUCUAUCUGGUUCCGCCAGGAUCAAUCCAUCGUUGGCGCGCUCCUCGGCAGUUGUGCUGAUGUUGUUCAACCUCUCAUAUCUACUGCAGACACCGCACACGCUGCAUGGAUGAGCCUUCACACUGCGUUCGCCAGUGCGAGCCGCGGCCGGGUUGUCUCUCUCAAAUCCAAACUGGGCAAAAACCCCCGUGGUGAUCGUCCAAUGGCUGAUUAUUUGUUUGACAUGCGCUCCAUAGCGAAUGAACUUGCUCUCAUUCAAAACCCUAUCUCUGAGGAAGAUCUUGUAGUCCAUGUUUUAAAUCAGGUUGGUGAUGACUACGAUUCCAUAUCCUCCGCUGCGUUACUUCGCCCCACGGCCAUCUCCUUCACGGAGCUUGGAGAUAUUUUAACAGAUCAUGAGCGAAAGCUUAAAUCAUCUGACGAGGCGAAAUCUACCAUUGUUGCAACAGCCAAUUAUACACAGAAUCUUCGUGCUAGUCGCUCUCCUGCCCCUGUACCACAUCGUGAUGGUGGCAGCACUGUUUUCAAUGGUCGGCGUGGGCGUAGCACAGGAGGUGGUGGCUCACGGCCUGCUCGACAACAAUCUGGGUGUCACUUUUGUGAUAUUCUGGGUCAUGAUGUGAAGGACUGUCGCAAACUUGGCAGGUUUCUGCGUACGCAUGGCAUCUCGCCAUCACCUGCAGCGCACAACACAAUGGUGGCUGCACCUCCUGGUCCUCAAUGGAUCUGAAAACGGGGGCCAAACUUCUCACCGGGGAUAAUAUUCAUGGCGUGUACUAUGCUCGUCCGCCUAGGUUGCCACCACAAGUGUCUUUCCAUGAUCGAGGCUCUGUUUCAGACUUUCACCACAGCCUUGGUCACCCAUCAAAUAAAAUUCUCCUUUCCAUGUUACGCAAUUGUAAUAAAUCUUUUUCUCCAAA